Messenger RNA from Salarias fasciatus (jewelled blenny), 1745 nucleotides. RefSeq names its product G protein-coupled receptor 37 like 1a (gene gpr37l1a). The transcript is spliced from 2 exons. Gene Ontology annotation, biological process: positive regulation of MAPK cascade; adenylate cyclase-inhibiting G protein-coupled receptor signaling pathway. Gene Ontology annotation, molecular function: G protein-coupled peptide receptor activity. Bases 78 to 1730 code for a protein of 550 amino acids. The record is from RefSeq and is a predicted model, not a curated record. Gene Ontology annotation, cellular component: plasma membrane; signaling receptor complex. NCBI's taxonomy places the organism in Eukaryota, Metazoa, Chordata, Actinopteri, Blenniiformes, Blenniidae.
CCGGGAGGAAACUUUCAGCCGCAGCACAUGUCUUUAAAACAGAGAGUUAUCCCGGCCCAGAUCGAUUCAGGUGAAAAAUGAGCCCGCUUUGGUGUCUCCUGCUCCUGUUCCUGCGCUCCGCGGAGCCCCGCCACGUCCACGCCGCUCGGAGCUCCGAGUCCGCGCUGCAGGUGCAGCCUCCGGGGGAUGCGGGGUCACACUUCUCCCCGGAGAGGGACUCUCUGGACCGGGUGGAGAGCUCCGGGAAGCGGAUCGCCCGAGGGGCCAAAGACGGGGGUCCCAGGAAGAGAGACCCCGCCAACAGUUUAGGACGCCCGCGGAAAUACGAGGACCCGAGCGGCUACUUCACCACCCCGCGGUCCGCCCGCCUCACCCCGGCGGCCCCGCCGGGCCACAACUCGUCGUCCGGCCGCGCGACGGGGCUCCUCAGCCCGCUGUUCCCGGUCACCGACGGCUCCUACUGGGCGUACGCGGUCAUGCUGCUCGCGCUGGUGCUGUUCGCGGCGGGCAUCGUGGGGAACCUCGCGCUCAUGUGCAUCGUGUGGCACAACUUCUACCUGAAGAGCGCGUGGAACAGCAUCCUGGCGGGACUCGCCUUCUGGGACUUCCUCGUGCUCUUCUUCUGCCUGCCCGUGGUCGUCUUCCACGAGCUCACCAUGAAGCGGUUGCUAGGAGACCUGUCCUGCCGGCUCGUGCCCUACCUGGAGGUGACCUCUCUGGGCAUCGCCACCUUCAGCCUCUGUGCUCUGAGUAUCGAUCGCUUCCACGCCGCCACCGGCCCCGGGCCCCAUCAGACUCCCAAGGUGGAGCCGUGCCACUCCAUCCUGUCCAAGCUGUCGGUCAUCUGGGUGGGCUCCAUGGUGCUGGCCGCCCCCGAGCUGCUGCUGUGGCAGCUCCUCCAGGAGACCGUCAGCCUGCCCGCCCUCCCCACCGACCUGCAGCAGAGCCAGGCCGCCGGCUCGCUCAUGGCGGCCUUCAGAACGCGGGCCGACGCCUUCAAGGUGGACAUCUGCGUGCGCGAGCCGUCCGCGGCGCUGCCGGAGGGCGUCUACUCGCUGGUGCUGACCUACCACGAGGCCCGCAUGUGGUGGGUGUUCGGGUGCUACCUGUGCCUGCCGCUGCUCUUCACCCUGGCCUGCGACCUGGUCACCAGGCAGGUGUCGGCCCAGCGCCUCCCGCAGAAGCCCGGCGCCGACAAGGCGACGGGAAGAUGCUCGUCUUCCUCCUCCUCGUCUUCCUCGUCCACCAAGAAGAAGCCGCACGCGCGGGAGCAGAGGCUGCGCACCACGGUGAUGGCCCUCACCACCCUGUACGUCGCCUGCAACCUGCCGGAGAGCGUCACCAACAUCGUCCUGGCGUACGUCUCCGCCCCGGCGUCGGCCGCGCUGCCCGCCCUGGCCCUGCCGGCGCUCGGCCUGACCGGACAGUUCCUGCUGUUCGCGCGCUGCUCGGCGACGCCGGCGCUGCUGCUGUGCCUGUGCCGCUCGCUGGGACAGGCCUUCAUGGAUUGCUGCUGCUGCUGCUGCGAGGAGUGCCUCCCUGACGGCAGCUCCUCGUCCUCCUCCGCCUCCACCGCCGCCACCUCCACCCUGUCCUCGCCCACGUCGCUCUCGCCCUGCUCCCUGUCCCCCGCCGGCAAAGACGAGACGGUGACGGGCGUGCUGCCUCCGGAGCCGGCGGCUUGUGGUGGCUUGAAGGACUCGUCGGCAGCUAUCGGGACCCCCUGCUGAGCCGCACGGCUGCUU